CGCAAUGUUGGUGGAUGGAUCAGUGUAAGCCCGACUCCCAUCCGGCUGGGAUGGACGUGCCUCGUACGCCCUGAGAUUGACACGGUUGGCCGAUAUGGAUAUGGUCGUGAGGUCGAAUAAGUAUUGUUUCUACCUGUUGAUACUCUACUUCUGCAACGGAGCAGGUCUACCUUUGAGGUGGGCGAGGAUCCGGAGGGAGCCGCGCUACACAGACGAAUUGAUAUCCUACUUAACUCAGUUUGGCUACCUCCCAGAAUCUGACCACGAGACUGGAUACUUAAGGACGGAUGAUCAAUUAAAACAAGCAAUGAAGCAGUUACAGCGUUUCGGAAACAUCCCUGAGACUGGCGAGAUGGACGAGGCGACGAGGGCCUUGAUGUCUCUCCCGAGGUGCGGCGUCAAAGACUUUCCCGUCGAGACGAGCCGGAGAAAAAAAAGAUUUACAGUCCAGGGUGAAAAAUGGCCUUACACCAACUUGACAUGGAGUUUGAGAACGCGCAGUUUCCGAAAUACCAUAGACUAUGGCAGGAUCAGAGCGGAUCUCUACAGGGCUCUCAACCUGUGGUCCAAACAUUCCAACUUGUCUUUCAGAGAAAUUAACAGCGAUAAAGCCGAUAUACUCAUCUAUUUCCAAAAAGGAGAUCAUGGCGAUGGGUUUCCUUUCGACGGGAUAGGUCAAAUACUAGCCCAUGCUUUUUUUCCGGGAGAUGGCCGCGGCGGGGACGUCCAUUUUGACAUUGAAGAGAUGUGGAUUCUAACCGGCGAUGAGGAACAGGAAGAAGGGACGAACUUAUUCGCCGUAGCAGCUCAUGAGUUUGGCCAUUCUUUGGGCCUAUCACAUUCAUCAGUGCGUGGCGCACUAAUGUACCCUUGGUACAAAAGAAUAAGCUCUGACUUUGAACUGCCUGAAGAUGACAUGCACGGGAUUCAACAAAUUUAUGGGGCAAAAAGUCGUCUUUGGGGGAAGGUUUACGGUGAUAAACCCAUCAGAUGGCCAUACAGACCGCCCAAAAAGGUGACUCCGGCUUACAUACCAACAACCAGAAGAACGACGACGACGACAACAACAACAACAACACUUCCUCCACCAACAAGUUCACCCACCCCAAAAGUAGACAAACCAGAUGGAUGCAAUUCUUCUUUCGAUGCCCUCUCAAUUCUGCGGAGUGAGUUCUUCAUGUUUAAAGGAAAGUAUUUCUGGAGGUUUGAUAAUCAUGGUUUACUCCCUGGUUACCCUGCCCUUAUAUCUAGGCUGUGGAAUGAUCUUCCUUCUAAUUUUACACACAUAGAUGCAGUUUAUGAAAAACAGGACAGAAAUAUAAUUUUCUUUAUAGGUCGUAACUACUAUAUUUAUGAUGGCUCAGUCCUCAUAGAUGUUUUUCCUCUUAUGAAGCUCGGUCUUCCUCAGGAUCUCGAGAAGAUCGAUGCCGCCCUUGUCUGGGGUUACAACAGCAAGACGUAUCUAUUCAGUGGAACAGUGUACUGGAGGCUUGAUGACGAAAAAGGCACUGUUGAGCUGGAUUAUCCUAGAGAUAUAAGGAACGUCUGGAGGGGAAUUGACUACAAUAUCGAUGCUGCAUUACAGUGGAAAGAUGGAUUGACAUACUUCUUCAAAGGGAAAAAUUUCUGGAAAUUCAAUGACAUGAGAAUGAAAGUUUUUAACGACACACCUCUUCCGUCCGGCCCUCACUGGAUGGGCUGUCCCGCUGUGGAAGAGCCUAAGAAAAAAGGCACCCCGACAGGCGAUCCAAAACUGAACGAUCCAAACAAAUCUUGCAAGUCAUUCUGUGACACUUCAGUGAUAUUUUUAUUAUCACUGUUAAUUUUAAGCAAUGUACCCUUCUGAUCGUUACUGAUUUGUUGGCCUGGUCUAAAUAUAUCUGUUGUCGGAUAUUUUUGCCUUGAAAAAACACUAUUAAGACUGAGUAUAGUGUAAAGCAGGCAUCAGGUUUCUUAAAAAAAUAAAAUAAAUAAAAAUAAGGUUGAUAAAGAAUCCAAUAAUAGUCUAUUCAAUGACAGAUAGAUUAUUAUCAAAAUAUGCACCUCAUUGGCAAUGCAAAACAUAAUCUAUUGUAAACUUUAAAAAAAUAUAUUACUAGUUUCUAGUAAUUUAUUUUUAAUGUUGAGUGAUGUCAGAUGUUUCUAUUUUAGCUUGAAUAUUGUGAUACUUUUAACUCCAGUGUUUUGUGAUAUAUUGAGUAUGUCACAAACCGUAAUCCCAAUAUUUUAUACGUUCUUACGAGGGAUGUGACUUAAAACACUAUCAAAACUGCCUUUCUGGAGUAACAAUUGCAUUUAUAAUUAAUCAUUUAUUUUUUCUAAUGACUGAUAGAUUGUAAUAGCUGAAAAAAGCUUUUAAUUAUUUAUAAAAUUAAGUCAAAAUUAGUUUUAUAUAAAAAUUAUGGAGCUAGUCUUCAAAAGUAAUACUGAUGUGUUAAGACAGACAAAAGAUUUUCGAAUUAAAAAAAUGUAAUUUUGAUAAUGUGUCGUCCCUUUAAUUGUUGUGUACUAUAUGUUGAAUUUCUAUGGAUUUUAAAAAAAUUUUAUCAUCUCUAUAUGGACUAGUUGUUGGGGCUUUACUAUCUAUUAUAGAGAAACUAUUAUUUUGGUAUGUUUAAACCUGAUUUGGGUGCACUAAAUUACUAGUACUUUGUAACAAAGUUCACCAGGAUUUGAUGUGUUUUUCCUCAAAAAUUUAACUCUUUUUUUUCAAAUCCCUUGAGUAAGGUGUUCAAAAAAAAAAUAUAAAUACAAAAUGUACAGCAGUUCAUUAAGAUAAGUUUU
Messenger RNA from Cimex lectularius (bed bug), 2784 nucleotides. RefSeq names its product matrix metalloproteinase-2-like. The record is from RefSeq and is a predicted model, not a curated record. Lineage: Eukaryota; Metazoa; Arthropoda; Insecta; Hemiptera; Cimicidae. Gene Ontology annotation, biological process: proteolysis; extracellular matrix organization; collagen catabolic process. Gene Ontology annotation, cellular component: extracellular matrix. Bases 95 to 1846 code for a protein of 583 amino acids. The transcript is spliced from 10 exons. Gene Ontology annotation, molecular function: zinc ion binding; metalloendopeptidase activity.